AGAGGUCUAAAAUCCAAUUCAAUUUUUGAAGGAAUGAACAACUGUACCUCCGGGGACCCCUUGUUGAUUUUCGAUCUCCUCAGAUCUGCUCUGGAAUCCACACCAUAUGCCUCCGAUCUGAAUAGUCAAUAUGGGAGGAGGGUUCAGAGUACUGCAUCUGGUUAGACCAUUUCUUUCAUUUCUGCUCAAGUUUAGAGUGCUGACAGAAAAUUCCUUUUAGAGAGAAGGUCAUCUGCACCGUCGUCUCCCUCUUCAUCUUUUUGGUGUGCGUCACUUCCACUAUAUGGAAUACACUCUCUGACAGUGCUGAUCCUUUCUAUUGGAUGCGUGUUAUCCUUGCAUCAAACCGUGGAACUGUUAUGGAACUUGGUAUUACCCCCAUUGUGACAUCUGGAUUGGUGAUGCAACUCCUGGCUGGUUCAAAAAUCAUCGAGGUGGACAACAGUGUUCGUGAGGAUCGAGCACUCUUAUUGGAAAAAGUAGAAUUCGGAUUUGGAUCGGGGAGAAAAUCAAAAUGGUCGACUAGUCGUCUCGUUCCGAUUAUCGUCUUCCGAGACACUGGAAAUGUAUCCAGGCUAAAGUCCCACAGGCUUCGUGCUGGAAAUAUAUCCGGGCCAAAGUCCCGCAAGCUUCGUGCUGGAAAUGUAUCCGGGCUAAAGUCCCGCAGGCUUCGUGCUGAAAAUGUAUCCGGGCCAAAGUCCUGCAGGCUUCGUGCUGGAAAUGUAUCCGGGCUAAAGUCCCGCAGGCUUCGUGCUGGAAAUGUAUCCGGGCCAAAGUCCCGCAGGCUUCGUGCGGGAAAUCUAUCCAGGUUAAAGUACCGCAGGCUUUGUACUGGUAAUAUAAUUUCGGGUUUUAUACCUAGUAGGCCAAGUGCUGAUGAAUUUAAUAAAAGUAUACAAUUACAAGAUCCUACACUAAGUUGACAAAUUGAAAGUGCAUUACAUAUUAAGUUGGCCAGGUA
Messenger RNA from Gossypium arboreum, 961 nucleotides. RefSeq lists its product as uncharacterized. The record is from RefSeq and is a predicted model, not a curated record. Gene Ontology annotation, molecular function: signal sequence receptor activity; transmembrane protein transporter activity; ribosome binding. Lineage: Eukaryota; Viridiplantae; Streptophyta; Magnoliopsida; Malvales; Malvaceae. The transcript has 3 exons. Gene Ontology annotation, biological process: post-translational protein targeting to membrane, translocation; SRP-dependent cotranslational protein targeting to membrane, translocation. Bases 324 to 923 code for a protein of 199 amino acids. Gene Ontology annotation, cellular component: membrane; Sec61 translocon complex.